This is a messenger RNA of Paramecium octaurelia, 247 nucleotides long. The record is from the annotation of a GenBank genome assembly. NCBI's taxonomy places the organism in Eukaryota, Ciliophora, Oligohymenophorea, Peniculida, Parameciidae.
AGACCUCAAGAAAGAAGGUGGAACCUCAAGUAAACGAUAUCCACAAGAAAGGAACUUUUCUUCUACAAUCAGAUGGAACCAUCAUGAAAUCUUUCUCGCCUUUUUAUGUUUCCAUAAUAAUUUUGAAUGCAUGCAUUUGGGGACCAAUAAAAUGUGUAUGAUUUAGAUACUCCCUCACCUAAUAAUACAGAUGUGGGUGUGAAAUAUGUCAAGAUUAAAGUUGAGGUUACAGUACUUAUAUAGUGAA